CGCGUUAGAAAAUUUAGAGCCAAUGCCGAGACAACACGAGGCUGUCAGCUGAUUUUCGGAACGUGUCUAUUAUCAAUAGUAACCUGUAGUCUUUCGAGGACGCUUCCCGUUUCUAUCUUUGGUACUGCCGUCCGGGCGAAUAGUUAUAUAUUAAUUGUGAUAUGCAGUGAAACGAAGUAACCAAAGAAAGUGCAUCGAAUUCAUUCGUGGAACGUGACACAAAAAGAAAAACGGAAGAUGAGUUCGAAGAUCAACGCGAAAUCAGUACACAAUACCAAAGAUACCAAUGGUGAAACUUCUACAAGAAGAGCGGUAUUAACCGUUGGACUCAUCUUCGUAGCCUCACUGAUUGCAUUGUUUUAUGUAUAUAUGAGUUUUCCAGAGUUGGAAGAAGAUGAAAAACGGCAUAUGAAAUUACCGUUUCACAUAGAAGAUGCCAAGAAUCUAGGAAAAUUGCUGGAAAGGUACAAGGAUCUGUAUUAUUUUCAAGUGCUAGCUGGGCUCUUCGUCACUUACAUCUUUCUACAAACGUUCGCCAUUCCCGGCUCCAUUUUUCUCUCGAUUCUGUCGGGAUUUUUAUUCCGCUUUCCGAUCGCGUUGCUACUAGUGUGCACAUGCAGCGCGAUCGGCGCCACUCUAUGCUACCUGUUGUCCUCAUUGUUGGGCAGGCGGCUGCUGUAUCGAUAUUUCCCAGAGAAGGCGAAUGAGUGGACCGUCACCGUAGUCAAGCAUCGCGACAAUCUGCUAUACUACAUGCUGUUCCUCAGGAUGACGCCACUACUGCCAAACUGGUUCAUCAAUCUUGCCAGUCCGGUAAUCGGCGUGCCGAUGAUGCCGUUUACCAUCGGCACCUUCCUCGGUGUUGCACCGCCUUCUAUCGUCGCUAUACAGGCGGGUCAAACAUUGCACAAGCUCACCUCGUCGAGCGACGCGUGGUCGUGGAAUAGCAUAAUCACACUGUGUGUGCUUGCGCUGCUCUCUCUGUUACCUGUACUAUAUAAGCAAAAGCUCAAGCAGAAGUUCGAGUAAAACACUGAAAUAUUUGAUCGACGAUACUUUUCACGGUGACAUUCCGAUAUUACGCGAGAAGGAAGAAAUCUCCGUUUUUACGGAACAAAAUACUUUGAAGAAUGAUGAUUUACUUAGGAAAUUUGUAAAAGUUGUGCGAGACCCAAAUAGUGUUAAGAGAGCUGAAAGCGGUCAAUUGCGGAAUUCGUUUUCCCGCGCUGUUGCUAUGAAAUUAUCUGCAUUUAGUCACGUGGAUUAUACGUGCGAGAUAAUAUGGUGCGAGUUUCCACGAGCACAAUUUACGCAUAACUUAUUUAUUGUUAUUGUAAUUUAUGUUACUGCGCGUUAUUUUCUCAGUUUAGAUUAUACGGAUAUCGUUUAAAUAUGUAAACUACAAGCGAAGAAAUCCGCAGCUAUUAUGAUUGUUACACAAAUACGCCUACAUUUUAGACAAUAUCACGCCCAGGACAUGAUCUCAGGUAAUUCUAGAUUGACGGGUUGUUGAGUUUUAUUUUUUAUUUCACGCAUCGUUGCAUUAUAACAAAGAAAUAAUACUGUUCUUUAAAAAUCUAAAUGUGUAAAAGAUCGUAUAUUGUCAACAUUGCGCGCGAAUAUGUACAUAAAUAUAUAUAUAUAAAUAUAAAUAUAUACACACACACACACACAGAGUAUUCCAAAUUAACCACAUCACUCGUUAAUAGCAGAUGCUGGGAUCAUUGAAAGACGAAAAUUUUUAUACAAAAAUGUCGAGGCUAUAAAAAUUUUUAAAUGAGAAAUGUUUGAAGUCAGCAGACCAAAUUGUCAAAAAUUUACGCGCUCAAAUACAUUGCAUAUUGAUUUUGAUAUCUUUAGCAUAUAAGAAAUCUCAGUAAUCUACUAUUAACGGAUGACAAUUAAUCCGAGACACCUUGUACAAUAUUUGCAAAUUUAUUUUCUUAAUGAUAUUAAAGUAAAACAAAUUGUA
Linepithema humile (Argentine ant) is the source of this 1972-nucleotide messenger RNA. RefSeq names its product Transmembrane protein stas (gene stas). Gene Ontology annotation, cellular component: endoplasmic reticulum membrane. The record is from RefSeq and is a predicted model, not a curated record. Lineage: Eukaryota; Metazoa; Arthropoda; Insecta; Hymenoptera; Formicidae.